GGCACUGACAGGGUUAAUCAUACCCAUAUGGUGUACCAAGAGGUUUCCAAUGCUGCUGCGGGCCAAGAGCAGCCGAGAGGAAGGCAGGGGAGGGGGCAGAGCAGACUGGAGAGAACAGCGGGACACACUCACUCCAACACCUGCAACCUGCUCUCCAUUUGCGCGUCCAGCCCCUGGAAAAGACGCAUAAAACAACUCCAUUCAAAGCAACUUUUUCGGAAACGGGACGAGCCAGCGCGUAAAAGAGACGCGUUUUAACCGUGUCCGUGUCCGUUUUCACUUGGGAUUUUACCGACCGAACUGGAUACGGCCCCGUCGCGUUCAGGGCAGAGAUCCGCAGCGGCUCUGAGUGUCUCCAAACGCGGGGACAUGUAGCGCCAACAUCCCCUGAAGAAGUUUCCCUGCUUCUCCCCGAGGCUCGACAGAAGCGCGAGAUUUAGAUCUCUGUGGUCUACCUGCAUGACGGUUGCCAUGGCAGCGGCCGGACUCCUCCCCCUGCUGGUGGCGUGUGUGUGCGGAGGCCUGGCCCUGCAGUCCGCUCCCAGGAUCCGACUCUCCUUCAAAGAGCUCAUGGACACUCGUGCGGCGCGGCCCUUCAGCUUCUCCUUUAACACCAGCGACUACCGGAUCCUGCACAUGGACCAGGACCAGGGCCGGCUGUACCUGGGCAGCCGGGAGUACCUGGUGGCCCUCGACAUGCACAACGUGAACAAGGAGCCCCUCAUCAUCCACUGGCCGGCGUCAGCGAAGAGAAAGGGAGAGUGCCAGAUGACGGGAAAAGGAAAACAGGGCGAAUGUGCCAACUUUGUACGGAUGAUAGAGCCGUGGAACCGCACCCACCUGUACACCUGCGGGACGGGGGCGUACCAGCCCAUCUGCACCUUCAUCAACCGGGGCUGGAGAGCGGAGGACUACCUGUUUCGACUGGUCCCGGGUUAUGUGGACUCUGGGAAGGGAAAAUGUUCGUACGAUCCCAAACAGGAGAACGUGGCCACUCUGAUCAAUGACAGUCUCUACGCCGGCGUCCACAUCGACUUCAUGAGCACAGACGCGGCGCUGUUCAGGACGAUGGGCGGGAGGACGGCGAUCAGGACGGAGCAGUACGACUCGAGGUGGCUCAACGAGCCGGUGUUUGUGGAGAUCCAGCAGAUUCCCGACAGCGCCGAACGGAACGAUGACAAACUCUACAUUUUUUUCCGGGAGAAGAGUCUGGACUCAAACGGAGCCAGCCCCAGUGUCCUGGCCCGAGUCGGACGAGUGUGUUUGAACGAUGAAGGAGGGCAGAAGUCCUUGGUGAACCGCUGGACCACGUUCCUCAAAGCGCGGCUGAUCUGCUCGGUGAUCGGGGAUGAUGGCGUGGAGACUCGCUUCGACGAACUACGAGACGUGUUCAUUCAGCCCACUCAGGACGAGCGUAACCCGAUGGUGUACGCGCUCUUCACCACCGCCGGUUCCGUGUUUAAAGGCUCUGCGGUCUGCGUGUUCUCCAUGUCCGACAUCCGGAAUGUUUUCAACGGGCCCUUCGCCCACAAGCACGGGCACAACUACCAGUGGACCGAGUACACGGGCAAGAUCCCCUACCCCCGGCCCGGGACGUGUCCGGGAGGAACCUUCACUCCAGGCAUCCGCUCCUCCAAGAACUUCACAGAUGAGGCUGUGAAUUUCAUCCGGGCCCAUCCCCUCAUGUUCCACCCCGUGUACCCGAUCCACCGGCGCCCCCUGGUGGUGAGGACGGGGGUGGAUUACCGUUACACUGCUCUGGUGGUGGAUCAGGUGGACGCGGUGGACGGACGAUACGAGGUGCUGUUUUUGGGAACAGAUCGAGGGACCGUGCAGAAGGUCAUCGUUCUGCCCAAAGACCCGACCUCGAUGGAGGUGCUGACCCUGGAGGAAGUGGAAGUGUUUCGGACUCGAGCCGCCGUCAAGACAAUGAAGCUUUCAUCCAAACGACAACAGCUGUACGUGUCGUCGGACGCGGGUCUGACCCAGGUGUCGUUGCACCGCUGUGGCGUGUACGGGCGGGCCUGCUCCGACUGUUGCCUUGCCCGGGACCCUUACUGCGCCUGGGACGGGGAGAGCUGCUCGGCCUUCACCCCGUCCACCAAGAGGAGGAGCAGACGACAGGAUGUGAAACAUGGAGAUCCACUGAGACAGUGCAGAGGUUUUAAUGCUAAAGUGGAGAAGCGGCUGAAGGAGACGGUGCAGUUUGGGGUGGAGGGCAGCAGCACGUUUCUGGAGUGUCAGCCUCGUUCUCCUCAGGCCACGGUCAAAUGGCUUUACCAACGCGAAGGCAAACGGAAACUGCUGAACCGAGUCGGGGGCGUUUUAAAGACCAACCACGGAAUCCUGCUGAAAUCUCUCAACCAAUCGGACGCGGGUUUGUACCACUGCCUCGCAACAGAGAACAACUUCAAACACACGGUGGCUCGCGUCGCUCUCCGCAUCUUGGACCGGGAUAUAGUUUUAGCUCUGACCGGUCAAGACGAAGACGAAGAGCCCAAAACGCGCCACCCUCCUCAUCCUCAGCCGCACCUGUCCACGCCGUUUCCCCCGGAGAUCAGACUGAUAAACCAGUACUGUCAGUCGUACUGGGACCAGCUCAGCCCCAAACAGCAGCAGAGGAAACGCACCAGCCGCAGGCACACGGAGGGACAGGACCAGGGUCUGGGCUAGAGCCCAACGCAGCAUUUUGGACUAAGAUGGAUCCACACACACUCAUGUCUCAGCUCCGCCCCCGAGGUGAAGGGUCACGGUCAGGCCUGUCACGAGAGCACGUUCUGAAGAGCGACAUUCUGUAUAAACUAAACGAUAAACCAUAAUGUUUGUGUAAACCGUCAGUGUCCAGGUCUGAUUUAGCAAAAGAUGAAAUUAAAUCUGUCCACUGGAAACUUCUACAACUCUCCUACAACUCUCCUACACUCCUACAGCUCUCCUACAACUCUUCUACACUCCUACAACUCUCCUACAACUCUCCUACAACUCUCCUACACUUCUACAACUCUCCUACACUUCUACAACUCUCCUACAACACUCCUACACUCCUACAACUCUCCUACAACUCUCCUACACUCCUACAACUCUCCUACACUUCUACAACUCUCCUACACUCCUACAACUCUCCUACAGCUCUCCUACAGCUCUCCUACACUCCUACAACUCUCCUACACUCCUACAGCUCUCCUACAACUCUCCUACAGCUCUCCUACAACUCUCCUACAGCUCUCCUACACUCCUACAACUCUCCUACAACUCUCCUACAGCUCUCCUACACUCCUACAACUCUCCUACACUCCUACAACUCUCCUACACUCCUACAACUCUCCUACACUCCUACAGCUCUCCUACAACUCUCCUACAGCUCUCCUACACUCCUACAACUCUCCUACAUCAAUUUGUCCAGUCGACUGAUCUCAGUCUGGUCCUCGUCCAAUCAGAUCUGUUUAUUUCAGUGACACAUGUGAAACGAAGCAGCUCAUUGGUCGCCUCUGGUUUACAGAUAAAAUCACAUUUCCACAGUUUAAACUUCGCUCAGUGAUUCUGCACAAAUCCAACAUGUUUUUCAGCUCUGUGAGAUUUUUUUUCCUUAAUUUUUUCCGAUGCGGACGGCGCGUGUCUCUGAUUGGCUAAUCCACCUGUCAAUCAUCAUUUGAAAACAGGGACCAGACUCACAUUUUAUUGGAGAAGUGUCUGGAUCGAAUCUGUAAAACACUGAUAUGGUUUAAAAAAAGAGCUGCACUAAAUAAAAGACACAGGAGUUUAGUGCUAAAGUUUUAUCUUUAUAAUGAGACACAGAAAAUCUCAAAUCUUAGCACGAAAAAUAUAGUUCCCUCUUUUUAUUGAAUAAUGACUCCACAUAGAUAUUAUUCUAGAGAUGAUUGUGUUUCUCGCGGUGACAGGCCUGACCCCGGUGGCCGUUCUGCUCGUGCGGUUCACACUGUCAGUGGUUUCAUGUCAGAUCGAUCUAAAAUAUGUAAAGAUUUGUAUAUUUGAUUUUUACUUCAUCUGUUUAUUGUUUUGCUGCUUUAAGGUUUGUGCUCUUUAGUGGGAUUAAAGACGCACUGUGUACAUUUUCUGGCGCCGCGUUGACACCUGCUGCUCUCCACAGACUCUCGGACUGGACUGAUUUUCUUGUUGAGUUACAGACUUUUAUUUUUGUUUUUAAGCCGCAGCUGUUUCACAUUUUGGAUUUAGUCUUUGGAGCUUUUUACAGACCGUAGACUCUCAUGUAAAGUCUCCCACUCUCAAACACACAAACACAGCUCCAAAGGCUGAACUCUGGAGAUGAAGCUGGAUAAACAUGUAUAAUGCCACACUGCGGAGCAUUCUAAAAAGCAAAAACGUUUUCAUAGAGACCAGCAGGUGGCGCACCCUCUGCCAGAAAUGUUACACAAAUGUUACACAAAUGUUACACAAAUGUUACACAAAUGUUACACAAUGUGUCUUUCACAUGUGGCUGUUCAGAUUCAGAUCAAUUCACUGGAGAAACUUUGGUCGUUCACUGCAAAAAAUAAAUCACAUGUUCAAACAGAAUCAGAAAAAUAAACUUUAUUUUAUAAAAAAAAACAAAAGAGAAAACGUCAAGAAAUAAUUAACUGAACCUGAGAGAUUUUUUGCAGUGUAAGCGGCUGUGCUCAACUUUCAGAGUGGACAUGUGUCUCAGAGUGGACAUGUGUCUCAGAGUGGACAUGUGUCACACAGUGGACAUGUGUCACACAGUGGACAUGGACAGAAAAACACAUUUUUGUACAAAGGCUGAGCUGAAUCAUCGACGCGGCCCCGUCGCCGGGGUCGUGUCGCCGGGGUCGCGUCGCCGGGGUCGCGUCGCCGGGGUCGCGUCGCCGGGGUCGCGUCGCCGGGGUUGUGUGUGACAUGUUUGUUCUGGUGGCUCUUGUGUCAUGUUUUUGAAAAUAGGAAGUCGUUGCACUUUACUCCCCUCCACAGUAAAAGCUCCUCGUCAUUUGAUAUAAAACAUCACCCAGAAAAACAGCCACAUUUUCUGUUAAAUGUGUUUUUGCCGUUUAAGUACAACAAUAAUCCUUUUAUCGGCAAUUAAUCAAAUUUUAACCAAAUUUCAUAGGUUUAAAUUGUCUGACAAGAUUUUUGUUUUUAUAAAGAGGUCGACAGCCCGUCCCUCGUCAGGGGAAGCAGUUUGUGAAAAAUGGCACUUAUUAAAAGUUUGUGUCGUUUAUGUUCAUAAAAUCAAUAGACUCUGUGCACAACAGCGCCCUCUACCUCACCGUUAGCAUCACUACUUCCUGUCCAGUUUUAUCUCUGAGGUUUUUGACGAGUCUCGCUAAAAUUAAUAAAUAUUAAAAGAUGAGGCAGUGGACAGGGGUCAGGGGUCAGAGGGUGAGGGGGUUAAGGGCAGACAGUGGACAGGGGUCAGAGGUCAGGGGUCAGAGGGUGAGGGGGUUAAGGGCAGACAGUGGACAGGGGUCAGAGGUCAGGGGUCAGAGGGUGGACAGGGAGCUGCAGGUGGACGUCACUGACACGUUAAACACGACACAAAUAAAAUGAACGUCUGUGUUUAGAAAGAGACACGUUUGUGUCUGAAUGCUAACGCUAAUGCUAAUGCUAAUUUUGAUGCAUAAUAAAUAUUAAAAGAACACCACAGAAUUAAGCAUUCUACAUUUACAAACAAUAAGGUAGUUUUAAUUUUAUUUCAUUUGAGUUUUAAAAGGUUGUUUAUUUUAAGUUUUUGAUUUUAAUCAAAGUGAGUGUUAGCUUUGAGACACAGCUAGCGUGCUAAUGUGCACAGAGCCUAUUAAUGUGUUUUAAUAGGCAGAAAAUCAAACUGAAAUAAGGACCAGGACUUAUAUAUAUAUUUUUCCACAUCACGCGUUUAGCUGCUCCGGUUGUUUCUGUUUCCAUCGUGUUCCCUUUGCUUCUCUUUUACUGUGUUGUUCAGUAAAGUGUUUCCUGCUAAACCUGGACUUAUUUAAACUAAAUGUAAUAUAUAAUGCUAAUGUAAAGUGGUGAUGCUUUUGUGUUCAAAUCGUAUGCUAAUGCUAAUGCUAAUGCUGCAUGCCCAUAUGUUGCAAGUUGUAAAUGUUCCUGUUUCUCUUCUCAGUCGUGGUGUUUUUGUACCGUUCGGUUUAAGCUAAUUCCAUUUGAUGUGGUCAGACUCGCGGUGACCGACAGUCGUGACGUUUGCGUGUUUCUUCCAGUUCUGCACUUUUGUUGGUGGUGGAUUUUCGAGGGAACCUGAGAAUUUUUUGCACAUUGGGGAAAAAAAAUGAACAUAUUUUUGGUUUGUACAUUACAUUUUAAAAUAGGAUGGAAGCCGUUCAGACUGUAUAUUUCAUUGUUGUGUCUCGUGUUGUAUUUCAGACAUAAAAAAGCACUUCACUCUAAA
Molecule: messenger RNA, 6355 nt
Organism: Periophthalmus magnuspinnatus
Lineage: Eukaryota; Metazoa; Chordata; Actinopteri; Gobiiformes; Gobiidae
Product: semaphorin-3F-like
Exons: 18
Coding region: 460-2673 (737 amino acids)
Biological process (GO): neural crest cell migration; negative chemotaxis; semaphorin-plexin signaling pathway
Molecular function (GO): chemorepellent activity; semaphorin receptor binding
Source: RefSeq, a predicted model, not a curated record